This is a messenger RNA of Ilyonectria robusta, 881 nucleotides long. RefSeq lists its product as uncharacterized. The transcript has 3 exons. Lineage: Eukaryota; Fungi; Ascomycota; Sordariomycetes; Hypocreales; Nectriaceae. The record is from RefSeq and is a predicted model, not a curated record. The coding region runs from base 160 to 714 and encodes 184 amino acids.
CCAUCAAAACCCAACCACUGCCCUCUACGUACGUUAGAGCUACCACGAAGUCCAUCGCCUCCAAUCUUAGACCUGACACGCCGUCAAUACGAGAACAAGGCCCUCCCGAGACUUAUAUUUGCCUUCCCAAGGAGGCGCAGCUGGCAGAGUUCAAGCCCGAUGGAUAAGGCAGUUGUCCUCGAAGCACACCCGGAUAUUCGCAACCUGGCUGUCCGAGCCUGUCACGAACACAAUGAAAGCACCUUCUUCAAGACGUCUGAGACUGGAGGAAUGAGUAUGCACGAGUACAAUAUGACAAAAACCCAUGCGGAAAUAUACGAUGCCUUCACAAAACAGCAUGUAAAUGAUCUCAUACCCGACCUAGAGAAGUCUUACGGUACCGGAGCUCUCGUUCGACAGCAUAGUCCGUUUAUAAUGAUGAGCGGUGGAUCACUUCGUUCACAAACAGAACAAACCAUUAUUAUUAUCCCGCUAGGUUACCUCCGGAGCUAUCCAUCUAUGCCGAAACCAGCCAGCGGUUUCGCCGUGGUCCAUAGUGACGGAGACUAUGAACCUGUUGUCUCUACCCGAUCUACUCAGGAUAGCAGAUGGUCUGAGAUAAGGUGGCAGACCGGAACCUAUAUUCGUGUGCCACCCAAUAACCGCGUGAGGGUGGAAGCAGGAAUCCUCUUUUGCCUGAUGGCUAGCAUUACCCCCCAGUCCAGUGAAAGCUAGCGGUCGAGGAAAUUCCCAAUCGUCAAGUCGAGUGCUUUGUCAGAAUCAAUGAGUAAACGAGUCAACAUGCGCAGCUAGCCCGUCAGUGGAGCCGUACCUGAUCGACGGCCGUCGGUGUAUGUAGAUGCCAUAUUAUACAGAAAACCCCAAUUACGUCUAAGAAUCGA